GUACCCCCAUAAUACGCUAAAAUAAAAUUUUUAAAAAAUGAAAUGGAAAAAAAAGAAUAACAAGUAUCAAAGUGCAUAAUUUAAGUAUAAUAUUCACCAUUACUAUACAAUCAGAUUGUAGAGUCACUUGGAUGUAAACUCAACCCUCAAUUCUCUCAUUUGCCAACUUACAUCUUCUUUGGGGGGGAGAGGAUUAUGACAGCUCAUACAGAUGUCCUCCAAAUGUUACUACCCUCACCCCUAGUACAUUAUUAUACAAACACUGUGAUAUCCAUUAGAUGAUUUUCUUAACAAAAAUAACCCAGGAAAAAAAUGUCUCAGGUAGUUUAGAGCAUUGUUGAAAUAACUAGGAUUAAGCAAUUUAAUUUAAUUACUAUUAUAUUUUGUAAUGUGUUCAUAUGAUUUAUAUUGGCAUGAAUUAUCUCUUGCCUAGGAAUAUGUGGGAGUUUAAUUUUUAGCAGUACCUUAAUUUAAAAAGUUGCCAUUCAAACAGUAUCAGUCACUUCUAUCAUGUUCCUCAAAAAGCUAAAGAUAAAUGAUUGUAUCCACUCAUGUCUUUGCAAAAGAGAUAAAUAAACUGGAAUAAACCCUGUCUGGCAAUGAUGGAUGAAGGAAAGGCACACAUAGUACUAAAUAGAAAGCUGUAACUAAAUAUGGAGACAGAGAGGGAAUUAAAGGACAGACACUAAAGAAAUGUCUUCUGCAAGAAGAAUUUCAGUGGGUGUAAAACCAUUUCAAAAGGUGGGGGAACAUGGAUGGACACACACACACACAAAAGAGAUGUUCCCACUCAAUCAAUUAUGGACAUAAAUCAAGGAAGAAAAGGAAAAACAUUUACAACAAUAAGAUAUAUAACAGACACUUCUAUUCAUAGCACAUCCAUAAUAAUACUAAUAUUUACUCAGCAGUUACUCUUUAUCUCUACUUCUGUAGACUCUAAUUUUAUUGCUAUAAAAUAAGACAUUCAAGUAGUUAAACAUGGUCAUCUACCACUUCCUGAAAGCUGAAACCUUAUAACUACAGAAAGAGAAAUGGAAACAGAAAUGUUCCAUCAAGGUUCACUUGGAGAAAAAAUGAGUAAUCAGAAUUCUAAACAGUAAUGUGUGGCUUGUAAUGACAUCAUGUAUUAAAGAUAUCUUUAGAAACCCUCACUAGAAACAGCACAGAGGGGAUACAGGCAGAAUGGCUGACUGGAGACAUCGGGCACCGGAUCCCGGGAGAAAGAGCAGAAAGUAUCGGAUGACAAGGCACACCCCAGGAGUAAUUCUGAGAAAACAGUGCCAGAACCCACCACACAUCCCACGGGAAGACGUCGCAGGGCGGAACAAGAAGGAGCAAGAUUCUGGCAGAGAGAGACCCCGGAGGAAUUGGGAGCCCCAUGGAAACAUGGUGGAAGUUGGGCAGUCAGGUGACUUGGAGAAGAAGGCUGAUGAAGUCUUUCACUGCCCAAUAUGUUUCAAGGAGUUUGUUUGCAAGUAUGGACUGGAGACCCACAUAGAGACCCAUUCUGAUAACCCUCUAAGCUCCGGAGAUGAGGGAAGAAGGCAGGGGAGCAGGGCAGUGUCGGGUUUAUAGAGAGCUGGUGUCUGGAAGCAGAGGCGACGGACCGAGUGUUCAGAGAGCAGGUGAGUGCACGGAGGAUGCCCGUGUGAAGGUUUCCCUGAGCACGGGACACCUUGCUGGCUAUCUUUAUACAAUUCAAAGAAACAAGAACAUUGUGGGGGUUUUGUUUGUUUGUAUUUGGAAAGUCAAGAAAUUCUCCUGGUCUAGAAUGAGACCAGCUUGUUCCUUGAGUUCUCUUUAGCUAGGAAUAUUUAUUCAUUUAAAGGAGGUUUUCCAACUCAGGGUGCCCAUCUGUAAAGCGGAUGCUACUAGUCUACUGGCCUAGCUUAAUGGCAAAGCCCUGAGGAAUACAGAGAUAGGGAGAACAAGGCCCUCUCUCCCACCCCAUGACCCUACCUGGCCAUGUGGCCUUGAUCAAGGCAUGGGCACAUGCAGUGAUGAGGAAUUUGACAGAGCAGCUCUGGAGGCCCCUUCCAACUCCCCUGUUCCUCUGAUCAAAGAAUAGGUUUGCCAAACUCCCAUACCUUGGACUCUGCUGC
This is a messenger RNA of Microcebus murinus (gray mouse lemur), 2102 nucleotides long. Lineage: Eukaryota; Metazoa; Chordata; Mammalia; Primates; Cheirogaleidae. The record is from RefSeq and is a predicted model, not a curated record.